Molecule: messenger RNA, 1944 nt
Organism: Fonsecaea nubica
Lineage: Eukaryota; Fungi; Ascomycota; Eurotiomycetes; Chaetothyriales; Herpotrichiellaceae
Product: NAD+ synthetase
Exons: 16
Coding region: 1-1944 (647 amino acids)
Biological process (GO): NAD+ biosynthetic process
Cellular component (GO): cytoplasm
Molecular function (GO): glutaminase activity; ATP binding; NAD+ synthase (glutamine-hydrolyzing) activity
Source: RefSeq, a predicted model, not a curated record
AUGGGCAAGCUUGUGACAGUAGCGACUUGCUCCCUCAACCAAUGGGCGCUUGAUUUUGACGGCAAUGCGGAGCGCAUCAUCACAAGUAUCAAGCAAGCCAAGGCAGCGGGUGCUCGGCUGAGAGUCGGUCCUGAGCUGGAGGUUUGCGGAUAUGGAUGUGCAGAUCACUACUUGGAGGGCGACCUCUUUCUUCACUGCUGGGAAUCUCUGGCGACCAUCAUCACCCACCCCGAUGUCAGCGACUGUAUCCUCGACAUCGGCAUGCCUGUGCGCCACAAUUCAGUCCGCUACAACUGUCGCGUUAUUGUCUUGAACAAGAAGAUUCUCCUCAUCCGUCCCAAAAUGGCCAUGUGCGAGGAAGGCAACUACUUUGAGUCUCGAUGGUUCACCCCGUGGACACGGAAACGAGAAGUCGAAGACUACCCGCUCGAAGAUGCAAUUAGCAGCGUCACAGGCCAGAGAACUGCACCGUUUGGCGAUGGCGUUCUCCAGACUAUUGACACGCUGGUUGGCGCAGAAACGUGUGAAGAGCUGUUCACUCCAAAUGCUCCUCAUAUCCAUAUGGGAUUGAAUGGCGUCGAGAUCUUUGUGAAUUCCAGUGGCUCGCACUACGAAUUGAGAAAGCUGCAAACCCGUGUUUCUCUAUACUGGGCUGUCCAAGCUGGGACUGACUUUGCGACUACCAGCAUUCGAGAGGCCACGAGACAGAAUGGCGGUAUUUACGUGUAUUCCAAUCAACGAGGCUGCUCGGGAGACAGAUUGUACUAUGAUGGCUGUGCCAUGAUCUUCGUGAACGGCAGACUGUUGGCCCAAGGGAGCCAGUUCAGCUUGAACGACGUUGAGACUAUCACCGCAAAUGUCGACCUCGAAGAUGUGCGCUCAUUCCGUGUCUCUCACUCGCGAGGUCUCCAGGGUGCCGAGGCCCUGCCGUACCCUCGUGUACCGGUCGACAUCCGCUUGACGCACCCAGGCUUCGAACAGACCGGAAAAUUCCUCGCCCCCUCUCCGGAUAUUCCAAUUCGCUAUCAUUCUGCCGCUGAGGAAAUCCAAUUGAACAGUAGCAAGGAGACCCGGUCUCGAGCAGCGGCGCUUGCGAAAGCCAUUGGAUCCUAUCACAUCGACCUCAACAUUGAUGGUGUUGUAUCUGCUCUUACCACAUUAUUCACUACUGUCACCGGAUUUACUCCGAGCUUUACUUCCAGUAACCCUUCCGAAGGGCUUGCUCUACAUGCCCAACUCUUACCGAGUGUCCGAAAGCGCAAAGGAGGCGGCGGUCUUCUAGUUCUCGGCUCCGCCAAUGUUGACGAGCAGCUCCGCGGGUACCUGACCAAGUAUGAUGCGAGUAGCGCGGAUAUAAACCCAAUCGGCGGCAUAUCUAAGGUCGAUCUUCGAAUGUUCCUCGCUCAUGCCCGGGACAACCUCGAUCUCCCUCUUUUACAAGGCUUCCUCGACGCCACCCCAACCGCCGAGCUGAUCCCGACAACCAAUGCCGAUGCCCACACCCAAUCCGACGAGGAGGAAAUGGGCAUGACAUACGCCGAACUCAGUGUGCUCGGCCGUCUGCGCAAGGUUGGCCGUCUCGGCCCAUGGGGCGUCUUUGAAAAGCUCCUCCCUAUCUGGACAUCUCCCCCACCAGACUCGGAGGCGAUCGCCACAGAAGCUCGCGGCGCACAUACAGAUCCCCAGUAUGUACACAGUGUGGCGCAUGGUGAGAGUAUGACGCCGCGUGCCGUGUAUGAGAAAGUGCGGAAGUUCUUUUAUUACUAUGCAAUCAACAGACAUAAGCAAACCACCCUCACUCCAGGAUUGCACAUGGAACAAUAUUCGCCGGAUGAUCAUCGAUAUGAUAUGAGACCCUUCUUAUACCCCAGCUUCACAGCGCAGUACCGCAAGAUGGAGCACGCAGUCAAGGUACUUGAAGACAGUGCGAGAAAUGGUGCUUGA